CUCGUCCGUUUCCCGACUUAGAAGCGAAGCAGCGACCGUUCUCUUCGGCCACGUGCUUCUCGCUCCAUUUCCUUCGUUCUCUUCUUCGCUUCGAAAGUCGCUGUGUGAAUCGUCGAGCGAUACCGGAGAAAUCGGUAGCGAAACACCGAGAUCGACCGCGAAAGGAAAGCGAAGAGCCGGCAGCGAUGGACGGUAGCGGCGGUUCGAAGCAGAGGUCGUUCGAUACGAUCGAUUGUGUGGUGUUUGCCGGAAUGUUGGCGGUCUCGGUUAUCAUCGGCGUAUAUCAGGCGUACAAGUCGCGAAAGAACGAGGACGCGGUUCGCGAGUACUUGGUGGGCGGGCAAAACAUGUCCAUCUUCCCCAUAACGAUGUCGCUGAUAGCCAGCUACAUAUCGGGAAUAACGAUCCUCGGUCUACCAGCCGAGAUGUACGUCUACGGAACGCAGUACUGGUGCGUGGUGAUCGCCGAUUUGUUCGUCUCGCUUACGAUGACCAUGGUCUAUCUACCGGUGUUUUACGGUCUCGGCAUCACUUCGUCUUACGAGUAUCUCAAGCUGAGGUUCAACGGCGCCGUUCGACUCAUGGGUUCCGUCAUGUUUGUCAUAAAAAUGUUGCUGUAUAUCCCCCUCGUGAUAUACGUUCCCGCGGUGGCGUUCAAUCAAGUCACUGGAAUAAACCUGCACGCGAUCGCGGUCCUAGUCUGCGUUGUUUGCAUAUUUUAUACCACUUUGGGUGGCUUGAAAGCGGUUGUUUGGACCGACGCGAUUCAGACGAUCGUCAUGUUUGGCGGAGUGAUAGCGAUCGCGAUAAUCGGUACGAACCAAGUAGGCGGAUUCGAACAAGUUUGGAGGAGAAAUCGCGACACCGACCGAAUCGAAUUUUUCGAUAUGGACUUUGAUCCAACGACGAGACACACCUUCUGGACCGUCGUGGUCGGCAACUACUUCAACUGGUUGGCCAGCUGUUCCGUGAAUCAAUCGAUGGUGCAACGAUGCUUGGCCAUGUCCAACUUGAAGAGGGCCAACGCAACGAUCGCGAUCAUGGCGAUCGGUAUAAUCAGCAUCGUUUCGCUCAGCUGCUACACCGGCAUCGUCAUCUUUGCGGCGUUCUACGAUUGCGACCCUAUCAAGACCAAGCGAAUAAAAAAAUCGGACCAACUCCUACCGUUUUUCGUGAUGGAGAUGACCGAGUCGAUUCCAGGACUGCCUGGACUAUUCGUCGCGGGGGUGUUUAGCGCGGCGCUCAGCACCAUGUCAACCGGAUUGAACUCCAUGUCUGGCGUCAUCUACGAGGACAUGAUAAAACCGUGGCUGCGAAUAUCUCUGUCGGAAGUGGCGGCCAGUCGAGUGAUGAAGCUGACGGUGCUGUUGAUGGGGACCAUUUGCGUGACGCUCGUUUACCUCGUGGAGAAACUCAGCGGACUGAUUCAGGCUGGCAAAAGCUUGUCGGGGAUCACAGCGGGACCGUUGCUCGGAGUCUUUACGCUGGGCAUGUUUUUCCCGCUCGCAAAUUCCACGGGAGCGUUGGUCGGCGGGUUCGUUAGUUUGAACUUGAUCGCUUGGAUCUCGUUCGGCACUCAGGCAGCCAUAUCCAGCGGAAAUAUUCGUUUCCCGACCAAGCCAGUGUCCAUCGACGGAUGUCCGGAAUCGCUCAAGAGUCAGGUUACCAAUUUUACGCUGAUCGUCGAAACCGCGAUCAAGGAACCGCCCUUCUUCCUCUACAGAAUAUCGUAUCUUUGGUACACGUGGCUCGGCUGUGUAACGGCGAUAGUCGUCGGACUACUCGUCUCGUGGAUCACCGGGCCGAACAAACGCACGCCGGGCGACGAGAAGCUCUACACGCCCGUUAUUCACGGUCUGUUGCGCGAUUCGGUCGCGAUCGCCGCCAAACGGCAACAGGAGGACGUGGUCACGGAACUCGAGAAAAUGGACGGAAGCUGUCGCGCGACCACAGCUUGAAGCAGCGUUCGAUGAAACGGGUAUCCUCGGCUGCAGGAACCGUUACGACUUUCGCAAUUAAAAAACAGACAAAAUAAACGCAAAAUAGAAAUGUACAG
Molecule: messenger RNA, 2056 nt
Organism: Bombus pascuorum
Lineage: Eukaryota; Metazoa; Arthropoda; Insecta; Hymenoptera; Apidae
Product: sodium-coupled monocarboxylate transporter 2-like
Exons: 13
Coding region: 186-1958 (590 amino acids)
Biological process (GO): transmembrane transport; sodium ion transport
Cellular component (GO): membrane
Molecular function (GO): symporter activity
Source: RefSeq, a predicted model, not a curated record